Xenopus laevis (African clawed frog) is the source of this 3900-nucleotide messenger RNA. It is a transcript of the gene gja1.L, whose product is annotated as gap junction protein alpha 1 L homeolog. Gene Ontology annotation, biological process: cell communication by electrical coupling; cell-cell signaling; cell communication. The record is from RefSeq and is marked provisional. Gene Ontology annotation, molecular function: gap junction channel activity; transmembrane transporter activity. Gene Ontology annotation, cellular component: anchoring junction; plasma membrane; connexin complex. NCBI's taxonomy places the organism in Eukaryota, Metazoa, Chordata, Amphibia, Anura, Pipidae.
GCAGAAAGCAACAAGCUUUUAAACUUUAAAAAGACAGGUCCAAGUGCCUGUCCUUUAGACUUGCUCCUUUUAGUUUUCAAGAACUGCCUGGAACUUGGGAUUUUUUUUCCAUUUUGGAUCUGCAAGGUAACCACUUUUGAGCAUGGGUGACUGGAGUGCCUUAGGAAGACUUCUUGACAAAGUUCAAGCCUAUUCCACUGCAGGAGGGAAGGUGUGGCUGUCUGUCCUAUUCAUAUUUCGAAUCCUUUUAUUAGGGACAGCAGUGGAGUCAGCCUGGGGCGAUGAACAAUCAGCAUUUGUCUGCAAUACUCAGCAACCAGGUUGUGAGAAUGUUUGCUAUGAUAAGUCAUUCCCUAUAUCUCAUGUGCGUUUCUGGGUACUUCAGAUCAUAUUUGUCUCAACACCGACCCUGCUUUAUUUAGCCCACGUUUUUUACUUGAUGAGAAAAGAAGAGAAGCUGAACAGGAAAGAAGAAGAACUUAAAAUGGUUCAGAACGAAGGUGGUAAUGUAGACAUGCACCUUAAACAAAUCGAAAUAAAGAAAUUCAAAUAUGGCCUUGAAGAGCAUGGAAAAGUCAAGAUGCGAGGUGGACUGCUUCGCACCUACAUCAUCAGCAUUUUGUUUAAAUCAGUAUUUGAAGUUGGCUUCAUUAUCAUUCAAUGGUACAUGUAUGGGUUUAGCUUAAGUGCCAUCUAUACAUGCAAAAGAGAUCCCUGCCCACAUCAAGUGGACUGUUUUCUUUCUCGACCCACAGAGAAAACCAUUUUUAUCUGGUUUAUGUUGAUCGUAUCUAUAGUUUCUCUUGCCCUAAAUAUCAUCGAGUUAUUCUAUGUCACCUACAAAAGUAUCAAAGAUGGCAUCAAAGGGAAAAAAGACCCAUUUUCUGCAACAAAUGAUGCUGUGAUUUCUGGAAAGGAAUGUGGCUCCCCUAAAUAUGCCUAUUUUAAUGGCUGUUCUUCUCCAACAGCUCCCAUGUCUCCACCUGGUUACAAGCUUGUUACUGGAGAAAGAAAUCCUUCUUCCUGCCGCAAUUAUAACAAGCAAGCAAGUGAACAAAAUUGGGCAAAUUACAGUGCAGAACAAAACAGGAUGGGACAGGCUGGAAGCACAAUUUCUAACACUCAUGCACAGCCAUUUGAUUUUUCUGAUGAACAUCAGAAUACUAAGAAAAUGGCACCAGGACAUGAAAUGCAGCCACUGACUAUAUUGGACCAAAGACCAUCUAGUAGAGCAAGCAGUCAUGCUAGUAGCAGACCACGACCUGAUGAUUUAGAGAUCUAGUCAACGUUGAUGAAUUACCAGAAGGCACAUUUUAAGAGUGGAAUUGGUACUAAAUUCUCUCAAAUGAGAUUUAACAAACAUUUUUGAUGUACUUUGAUAUGGCGAGGGAGAAUCGCUUUGAUAUUUAAGUAGCUCAUACAAAUUUUUACAGUCUUAAAUGACUCGUACAAUAUUUCUUUAGAAUGUAUAUCUAAGACAACUUAUGUGUUUUCAGUUUGCCCAAAAAGUGAAAUAUUUGGGUGAGCAAUGUUGUUUUAUGACUGAGCAAUUAAUGUCAGCCUACUAUGUAUAAGACGAGAGAUUUCUUACAGUGAUUUUAGAAAUUAACUUAAAUAAUUGUUUGACUGUUAGGAAACUUUUACAACAAUUCUGGAGAAAGACACCUGGAUGUUUUCUCAAUAUGACUAGCAUUUUUUACUUGCCCCAUUUCUUCUUCUGUUUAAGAAAAUUGUGCUUAUGUAAAUAAAUUGUUCGCUCACGUGCCUUAUUAAAAAUGACCUAAAAGCAACAUUAAGAUUCCACAAUGGGCCUAUUGCAUCAUUUCUAAAUUGCCCAAACAUUUAAUUGUGGAUGUCAAAUCCCAAAUACUACAGUGACUCAAAAUGUAAAAAUAGUUGACCACUUCCAUGAGCCUUGAGAGUCUUAGAGUCUUCUUUCCCACCAGACCCAGGAUCUUCAGGAUCUUGGGACCUCUAGAACAUUCCAACAACAUCAUUAUUUGUGUGAGACUUUUAUUAAGUAUUGCAGAACCUUUUAUAUUAAUCUCUAAUAUUUUCCCUCUGUCUAUUUGUGAAAUAAUUUUAAAGUAAAGGCACCUUAAAUGUGAAAAUAUCAAUUUCAUUACUGAAGUAAGACAUUAGUGCCUGGUAAACUAUUUGGUAACCCAGCUGGUAGAAGCACCCUUUGAAUUACUUCCUUUUUUGCUGGUGCAAUAUUAAAUAAUAUUUUAAGAUAUUGUAUGUAUAUGUGUUAAGGCUUGGGGUUGCUUGAAGCUUGGUUGUCUAAUGUGGCAUGCGAUGUGGGUCUGACAAAAGAAUCAUCAUUGUGAGUAUGCAGCCAGUCAGGAAAAGAUGUUAGUGAAAGGCAUAUGUCUCAUAAAAUGCCUUAUAGUAUAGCCAUGUUCUAGUGGUGUCCUGAGUCAUGAAGCAUGAUAAAGCCUAUAAAUCACAUGCUUCUGUGGCUAUUUUCUGGGAAGAUACUAAUGUAAAUGUGUAGUUCAAGGAACUGAGGUAAAUAUUUCUGGAAUAACGUUCAGGGAAUUUUGCCAGCCACUUAUUAUAUCUUUUAUUUUUGUAAUAAAUUAAGAGCCCAGAAUGUUGUAUGCAUUUUUAUCUAAAGGAAAUAUGUUUCAAAAUGUUGCUGAAGUAACAGUGACGUAAUAGUGCAUCUGAUAAACGAGUUGUAUAAAAAGAUAAUGAAGAGGUACGUUAUAUGUCAGAGGUGAAUGCUUCUUUAGUAAAACAAUGAACCAAUAUUAUGUGUUUACAAAUUCCUUAUGUGCAGUUUAAGCACAGUUAAAAAUAGUUAUUCCUUAUCCAAAAUCUUUUCCCCCUGUGUCCUAUUUUCGAUGCAAUAACUCAGCUAAGGAUAUAUCUGAACUUUUUAUGUGUUUUUUUAUAGUGUGAGGAAGGCUUUUCUAGCAUGAAUGGAUUAAUUUCAUUAAUGUGUAAUCAUUGAAUGAUUGUGCAUGUAGUACUGUAAACAGAUUUAAUGUGGUUAUUUUUUUUUUAAAUGUAACUAAAAAAUGUUUAGAGCUGGAACAUGAUUUAAAUGUUGCUGCAUGGGUCUUGGAUUCUGUUGGCCCAUUAUUGUGAAUUAUGUUAUAAUUGUGUACUGUAAACUAGAUUUCAUUAUUCUGAAGAGAUUAAUUUUGUACAUUUAAUUGUGGUUUGGUUAUUCCAACUCUUAAAAUGUUUGCACUUGGGAUUUUGUUGUUUGGAAUGCAAGGGAGUCUGGAAUAAGACUUGUUCCAUGAUAUACUUUAGAAGCAAUUUAUUUUUAUAACCACAUCUGCUUAACACCUCUACCUUUUAGAUACCAGGUUCUUGCUUAGGUAGAGCUGAAAAGGCAUUUGCCCCAGAGCCCCAAAUCAGGGUGGGGUAAAAUGCUAAAUUAAUUUGUGGUGGCAAAAUGCAGAUUAAAUACAAAUUACAUAGUAUAAUGGGUAACACUUUUUAGAUAUUGUCUCUACAUAAAUCACAGAUGUCAAUCAUUCAGUGCUUUAGGUGUUGUUAAACUGUGAUUCACAGAAUAUGGAGGGAGUUGUAGCCCAACAUUAAAAACAGUUUCUAAAUAGUCAACCUUGAUUUAUGUAAUGUAUAGCCCCUUCAGAGAAGGGUCCUAGUCUUCUUGCAUUUCCAGGGCCCAUCUUUUUUACCACCAGCCCUAAGUGAUACUGCCUUCCUUUGUCUCUAUGCAUUCUAUCAAGAAAUGGAUUGUAGGACUUCUAUACAAUAGAAGAUAAUUCAUUUUGUACCAUACUCAUAAUUAAUGAUUUUUUUUUUUUUUUUAUAAACUACUGUUAUGUUCAGCUUCAUUGCAUGUAUGCAGUCAUGGUUCAUUAGCACAUGGUUUCCAGAGUACUUUUCUCUAGACAAUAAAGUUUUACUUUUAGUAAA